ACAAGUGUAACAGGGGACACUCAUCAGAGUUCAUUGGAAAAACAACAAGAACCAAACAGCACCUGACUGAAUGCAGACCUCUCACACCUGUUCGGGGAGCAGAUUUGGAGGAAAAAUGGCACUUCUCCUGGGCCUUCUCUGCACCUUGUGCCUGGUUGGGCAAGUUCUUGGCCAGGACAUAACUCAUGAGGAAUAUUUGGCCCAGAUUCAAGCCUGCCCUCGGGAGUGUAGCUGUCCCCCCAACUUCCCUCGUGCUGUCUACUGUGACAAUAAGGGCUUGAAGAGUAUUCCCAAAAUUCCUCCACACACAUGGUAUCUUUACCUGCAGAACAAUUUAAUCGAAGUGCUGUCAGCAGAUGCCCUUCGUAACGCCACACAGCUGCGCUGGCUGAACCUGAACCGCAACAAAAUCACUAGUGAAGGAGUGGAAGAAGGUGUCCUAAGUACAAAGCCUAACCUGGCGCACCUCUACAUGGAUGACAACCUCUUGUCCUCUGUGCCAUCUGCCCUUCCAGCCAGCCUGGAGUCUCUACGUCUGUCCCGCAAUCGCAUCUCCAAGAUCCCUCCUGGUGUCUUCAUUGGUCUGGAUAAACUUAACCUCUUGGACCUCCAGGCGAACAAGCUGAUGGAUGAUGCUGUGACCGAGGUGAGCCUGAAAGGCCUAAACAACUUGGUGCAGAUCAACCUGGCCAAGAACCAGCUGAAUAGCAUGCCUAUUGGCUUACCUCCCACCACUACCCAGCUUUUCCUUGAUGACAACAACAUUGAGAAGAUCCCCGCUGGCUACUUCAAAGGUUUACCAAAAGUGGCCUUUCUGAGGCUCAACUACAACAAGCUUGGCAGCAGUGGAGUUCCCAGAGAUGUGUUUAAUGUGUCCAGCAUUUUGGAUUUGCAGCUUUCCCACAACCAGCUGACUGAGGUUCCCCUCAUUCCCGCUGGCCUUGAACACCUUCACCUCGACCACAACAAUAUAAAAAGUGUAAGUGGCGCAAACAUCUGUCCUGUCGCCGUUGAGGCUAUGGAAGACUCCUCCAACGAAAGUGUUCCUCGCCUGCGCUACCUCAGACUGGACGGCAAUGACAUUAAGCCACCAAUUCCCAGAGAUGUCAUUCUGUGCUUCCGUCUCCUGACGUCCAUUGUCAUCUAA
Messenger RNA from Gymnodraco acuticeps, 1147 nucleotides. It is a transcript of the gene kera, whose product is annotated as keratocan. Lineage: Eukaryota; Metazoa; Chordata; Actinopteri; Perciformes; Bathydraconidae. Bases 71 to 1147 code for a protein of 358 amino acids. The transcript has 3 exons. The record is from RefSeq and is a predicted model, not a curated record. Gene Ontology annotation, molecular function: protein binding.